GAGAACACUAAGCACAGAGAUACGGAGUUGAGCUUCUUUUGUUCCAUUAUAUACGGAUUAUUGGCAGAAAAUUUUGUACUUUACGGGAUUUACUUAUGACAGAAUUUCGCAAAUCUCUUAAGGGAUUAUAAUGUCCUUGUUGUUUCAUGUUGAAGGGAAAAUGUCGGACAGAACAAUGACACGGCAAGUACUGUUGUUUAUCUCGGUCCUCUCUCUCAGUUCAGUACACGGGCAGGUUAGUUACUCCAUUCCCGAGGAAAUGGCGAAAGGCUCUUUAGUCGGUAACAUAGCGCAGGAUUUGGGUUUAGAUAUAAAAAGACUGAAAUCAGGUAAAGCUCGUAUUUAUACUGGAGACAGCGCAGAGUACAUCGAGCUGAAUAAAGAAAGGGGAGUUCUCCUCAUCAAAGAGAUAAUAGACCGUGAAGCGCUCUGCGGACAGACGACGCCUUGCGCUUUACAUUUUCAGAUUAUUCUAGAAAACCCGAUGGAAUUUUAUACAGCUACAGUUGAAAUUAGAGAUGUAAAUGACAAUGUUCCUAUUUUCAAAAAUAAUGAAGUCAAAUUUGAAAUAAGUGAGUCUGCUUUAACAGGAGCUAGACUCGUCCUCGAGAGAGCCGUUGACGAUGACGUUGGUCAUAAUGACCUCCAAAUAUAUUUUCUCAAACCCACCGAGAAUUUCAUUUUGGAAAUGCAGAGUCUCCCUGAUGGUGGUAAAAAUGUAGAGAUGGUUUUACAGAAACCUCUAGAUCGCGAAAAACAGGAACAGAUAUCUCUGUUGUUGACAGCUGUAGAUGGAGGAGAGCCUCAGCUAUCAGGAACAAUGCAGAUACUCAUCACUGUACUAGACGCCAAUGAUAAUGCGCCCGUUUGUUCGGAAGCUGUUUACAAGGCUCGUGUAACCGAGAACGCCCAUAAAGGCAUCGUUUUAACCACUGUCAGCGCGUCUGAUGCUGAUCAAGGACAAAAUGGGAGGGUUACGUAUUCCAUUUCGAAUACGGCUGAGGCGUGGAAUGAUAUUUUUGAAAUAGGUCGAGAUGACGGUAUAGUUAAAUUAGUCGGGGACAUUGAUUAUGAAAUACUUAAACAUUAUCAGAUUAAUGUUCAAGCGAGGGACCAAGGAGGUCAUACAGAUUCCUGUAAGGUAAUUAUUGACGUAAUCGAUAUGAAUGAUAACAAACCAGCUAUUAACAUCAUGUCAAAGACGAGUGCCAUAUCUGAGGAUGCUAAACAUGGUACUGUCGUAACAAUGAUGAAUAUUCAAGACCCAGAUUCUGGUGAAAAUGGAAAAGUACAGUGCUGUAUUGAAGAAAAUAUUCCCUUUGUGAUGAGAUCGACCUCAAACAAUUUCUAUAGCCUAGUAACUGACAGUGACUUUGACCGAGAGAGAGCCUCUGAGUAUAACAUCACUGUGACGUGCUCUGAUGAGGGAGUGCCCUCGCUCUCCAGCAGCGUCACUCUCACCUUACAGAUAUCAGAUGUGAAUGACAACGCGCCCGUCUUUGAGAGGAGCUCAUAUGAGGCCUACAUUAUAGAGAACAACACACCGGGCCUCUCUAUAUUCACAGUGAAAGCCAGAGACGCUGACUGGAACCAGAAUGCCCGUGUUUCUUACAUACUGGAGGACUCCUCGGUUAACGGAGUGCCUGUCUCAUCAUAUGUGUCCGUUAGUGCUGAUAGUGGAGUCAUCCAUUCAGUGCGCUCUUUUGACUACGAGCAGAUCAAGGAUUUCCAGUUCCGCGUAAAAGCGCAGGAUGGAGGCUCCCCUCCUCUCAGUAGCAAUGUGACUGUGAAAAUAAUGAUCCAGGACCAAAAUGACAACACGCCUCAGGUUCUGUAUCCAGUCCAGACUAGCAGCUCUCUGGUGGCUGAAAUGGUGCCUCGGUCAGCAGAUGCGGGCUACCUUGUUACCAAAGUGGUGGCUGUUGAUAUAGACUCUGGACAGAAUGCCUGGCUCUCGUAUAAACUGCAGAAAGCGACAGACAGGGCGCUGUUUGCAGUGGGCUUACAGAAUGGAGAAAUAAGAACUAUACGCCAAGUCAAUGAUAAAGAUGCUGUGAAACAAAGGCUCACUGUUGUAGUGGAGGACAACGGGCACCCCUCUCGUUCAGCUACAGUCAAUGUUAACGUGGCGGUGGCGGACAGCUUCCCUGAAGUGCUCUCGGAGUUCACUGACUUUACGCACGACAAGGAGUACAAUGACAAUCUGACUUUUUACUUAGUCUUGGCUUUGGCUGUAGUCUCAUUUCUGUUCAUCACAUGUUUAGUGGUUAUUAUAUCAGUGAAAAUAUACAGAUGGAGACAGUCUCGCGUCCUCUAUCAUUCCAGUCUCCCGGUUAUUCCGUAUUAUCCACCGCGUUACGCAGACACCAUGGGGACAGGAACUCUACAGCACGUGUACAAUUACGAGGUGUGCAGGACGACUGACUCCAGAAAGAGUGACUGUAAGUUCGUCAGACCCUGUAGUCAGAACGUACUGAUAAUGGACCCCAGUUCUACAGGGACGAUGCAGCGGAUGCAGAGUGAAAAUAACAUCCUGGAUGAACCAGACUCCCCAGCAGAGGUCUGUUAUAUUUGAGUCAUUAUCCUUCCCCUAAUUCAAAAAUGUUGAAGCAUGGUGUAAAUUAGUUUGUUUUUAAUGUUUUAUUUGAACUGUUUCUACAUCGACUCUGUGUACCUGGGAAGUUUCCGUGGUCACAAAUGCUCUUCAUUCAACUGUUAUGUGGCCAUUUCAGCACCACAUUCGUGGUCAGCGCUGCUCUGCAAAGCGGCUGUAUUUCAAUAGACCCUUUAACAUUGUAAAGAGUCAAUUAUACUGGGAUAUUGCUUGAUCUUUGUAAAUAAGAGGCAAACGUUUUCUGUACUAGAAAUUGUAUUCAUAUGUGUAUAUAUACACGUUUUCAGUAGCCUACAUAAUGCACAGUAAUGCCAUACUGUUGUUAUAGUUGCAGAAAGUUGCAUUCUGUCCCGGUGAUUAGCUUCACGCAAGGUGUAUUUUGUUUGACCUUUCUUCCCCAGUUACUUCUUGUAUCAUGGUUUACAUUUAUCCUAAAUACAUUGUCUUAUAUGAAUUAAUGAAUUACAUUUAUUUUCUUGUCAAAUCGCCAGUUUGCAACCCAUUGACACAAACAUUACAAUAAUGCACUGUGAUAAUUCUUACAGUGUUCUGUGCAGUUCUCACCGCAUAAAGCGUGAUAAAGAAAUCAAUACAUAAUAGUAAAUAAGGUUAUCCAAGCAGUCAUUUUAUUCCUAGAGCAGGAAAAAUUAUAAAAUAAAUAUGGAAAUAAAUCAUUUCAGAAAAAUGAAACGGAAGGCAUUUGAACCAAGUGUGGCACAAAGAGAUGAUUCAAGAGUGAGACAGGUUUACACAUAUUUUAUAUACAUACAUGCCAUUUGCUAUAUAGGAGCUACUUAUUUGUUUAAUUGAAUUAUAGUUCGCCAUUUUCCUUUAAUUCCAGGCUUUAUCUAAAAAAAUCCGCAAACAGAAUUGCACAAUGGACAAAAAAACGUGUCAGUUUUUCCUCAUGGCUUAGCCACAUCAUUUCAGGGUUUAUCUGGUGGGCUUUCUGCAAUAAAGACAAGCAUAUAUUGUGGUAGUAGAGGAUCAAAUUCAUUUCAAAUUAAUUUCAUUCUCUAUUUCUUCGAGGUUACAAUAGUUGCAUAGUCUUUUCUUUUCCAUUUCACCAUUACACCGACUUGUUUCACUUACCUGGGCACAUAGCGAUCUCUGGCUUAUAUCUAGGUUGUUCAGAAUAUAUCUCUCACACACGAAUUCACCCU
Molecule: messenger RNA, 3777 nt
Organism: Oncorhynchus kisutch (coho salmon)
Lineage: Eukaryota; Metazoa; Chordata; Actinopteri; Salmoniformes; Salmonidae
Product: protocadherin beta-16-like
Exons: 1
Coding region: 131-2575 (814 amino acids)
Biological process (GO): homophilic cell-cell adhesion
Cellular component (GO): plasma membrane
Molecular function (GO): calcium ion binding
Source: RefSeq, a predicted model, not a curated record